UACAGGAUUCCCCAGGGUUAGGUGGGUGCAUUCAUACACAGGGAGGACCUACAGGAUCCCCCAGGGGUAGGGAAGGUGCAUUGAUACAGCGGGAGGACCUACAGGAUUCCCCAGGCCAAGUCCCGGGACGAGACUUUUCGGAGGGGGGAUAGUGUAACAGCUAAGGAAGAUAAAGGGGAAAUACUGCCUUAUUGGCAAGCUAGCUUUUCCAGUGAUGUGGUAUAACCCUGGGACCCGCUCACUAGUUCAGCAACUUUGAGCGUGAUCAGUAGCCGGAUGGUCGACUGCCCGCACGUUACAUAAUACUGCAUUGAUAAUAGGUUAUUGAAAAUGAAGGAAUGGUAUUGAGGAUACAGGCAAAUUCUGUCUACAGAGAUACACAUCCAUGAAUAUUAAGUGUUUUGAUAUAUCAGAGAUGUCGUUUGAAAAUCCCAGCAAGAAUGAGUCCUCGGGGGAUGUACACAAGUUCCCCCUUCGACGUUUACAACCCGCCAUACAAAAGUUCCUCAAAGUGGUGGAGAUUGACCUGGAUAGACUACACAAACAUAGACUCAACAUAGGGAAGUAUAACAGACUUGAGGACUGGACAAACUUGGACCGAGAACAGGUGAACGCUUCCCGGACCGUCCAGCAGAUCAUGGCAAACAUUCGUGAGAUGGAGAAGAUGAGGGAACAGGUCAAGGAUGAUGAAGUCGAGGCGUUUGACGGAAAAACAUCAGAAAUGAGACAAACAGCCAUUGGUGCUAUUAUGGAGUUUUUAGACCUUGGCCAAGGAAAAGUUGCUCAUCAAAAUAAAGAAGAAGAGACAGGAUUCUCCGACUCUGGGGAAGCCCAGUUCCUCCUAAGUUCACCGAGUUCGUCGGCCCCGGUGACGCCUCAGCGAGAAUUCACCCUGGUAGCACAGAGUCUCCCUCCUGACCUCGGGAAGUCACAGGCCCAGCUGAACUCACUCCCGAAGGACUCGGCCGCUCAGGAGUCAUGGGACAACCUUCACGAGAAUCUGGUCGACCUAAAUUCCAUGAUUCAUGAAUUUGCAACUGCAGUCCAGACUCAACAGGAGAACCUGGAUGAUAUACAGGACAAUAUAGAAAAAGCCCAGGACAAUGUAAGGCAGGGGACGCAAACACUAGGAAAGGCCAGUAAGCUUAAGAGCGCUAUACUUCCUAUAGCCGGAGCUGUGAUAGGUGGGAUUGUGGCAGGACCUGUUGGACUGUUCGCAGGACUCAAAAUUGGUGGAUUUGCCGGAGUGGUCGGGGGAGCUGUAGGUUUCACUGGAGGUAAACUAAUUGAGAAAAGACAAAAGAAAGUUGUGGAUACGGAACUUCAGAAUCUCAGUGGAAAAAGGUCAAAUUCCAUGCCAGACCUGUCCCACACAGAAAACAAGCCCAGUGACAGUUGGUUUCCAUGGAAAUGAUAGAAAACAAGCCCAGUGACAGUUGGUUUCCAUGGAAAUGAU
Mizuhopecten yessoensis (Yesso scallop) is the source of this 1456-nucleotide messenger RNA. RefSeq names its product syntaxin-17-like. The coding region runs from base 386 to 1414 and encodes 342 amino acids. The record is from RefSeq and is a predicted model, not a curated record. The transcript is spliced from 8 exons. Gene Ontology annotation, cellular component: plasma membrane; endomembrane system; autophagosome membrane. Gene Ontology annotation, molecular function: SNAP receptor activity; SNARE binding. Gene Ontology annotation, biological process: exocytosis; intracellular protein transport; vesicle fusion. Lineage: Eukaryota; Metazoa; Mollusca; Bivalvia; Pectinida; Pectinidae.